UCAAUGUGUUUACUCAAUAGCAUGUACACACUCGUACACAUGCUUUGUAUUCCUUUUUAAUGGUGCUAUUUUUGUUUACCCCUCUUAUCUAUGCAGUCCACAUGCUUUUCCCCUCUCCUUGGAAGAGUCCACAUGGAAGGCAGUAUCUGAAAGGGGAGCCAUAAGGACUGUCACUAAUGAGAAGUGCUGCGUGGUGAGCCAAAGAGCAGACACACCAGCUGCAUGGAAGCAGGAAACCACACAGAAGUGUCAGACUUUCUGCUCCUGGGUCUCUCAGAGGAUCCUCAACUACAGCCCCUCCUCUUUGGAGUGUUCCUGUCCAUGUACCUGGUCACCAUACUUGGGAACCUUAUCAUCAUCUUGGCCAUCAGCUCUGACUCCCACCUCCAUACCCCCAUGUACUUCUUCCUGUCCAACCUGUCUUUUGUUGACAUCUGUUUCACUUCCACCAUUAUCCCAAAGGUGCUGGUGAACAUCCAGAAACAGAGCAAAGCCAUCUCCUACACAGGAUGCCUCAUUCAGGUGUAUUUUUUUAUGAUUUUUGCUGGACUGGAUGGUUUNAUGGACAACUUCCUCCUGACUGUGAUGGCCUAUGACCGGUAUGUGGCCAUCUGCCACCCCCUGCACUACAUGGUCAUCAUGAACCCCCAGCUCUGUGGCUUCCUGGUUCUGUUGUGUUGGUUUGUCAUUUUCUGGGUCGUCCUGGUUCAUACGCUACUGAUGAGGCGGCUGACCUUUUGUGUGGGUACUGAAAUUCCACAUUUCUUUUGUGAGCUGGCUCAGAUUCUUAAGGCGGCCUGCUCUGACACCCUCAUCAAUGACAUCUUCUUAUAUGUGACUACUGCCCUACUGGGUGUGUUUCCUUUCACUGGAAUUCUUUUUUCUUAUUGUAAUAUUGUCUCUUCUUUAAUGAGAAUGUCCUCUGCAGGGGGAAAAUAUAAAGCAUUUUCCAACUGUGGGUCUCACCUCUCUGUAGUCUCCUUGUUCUAUGGGACAAGCCUGGGGGUCUACCUCAGUUCUGCUGUGACCCCUUCAUCCAUACAAAACUCAGUUGCCUCAGUUAUGUACACUGUGGUCACCCCCAUGCUGAACCCCUUCAUCUACAGCCUGAGGAACAAGGAUGUGAAGGGGGCGUUGGGAAGGCUCCUUGGCCAAGGAGCCCCUUGUCUGUGGUGGGUCACUCGCCUCAGAACUAAGUGGACACUGAAUUCCCAAAGACCAGUGUUGGGGAUUUAAACCUGGUUCUUUUUCUUUUCUGAAACAUACUUUAUUUCUUCUAUUCUAAC
Molecule: messenger RNA, 1286 nt
Organism: Miniopterus natalensis
Lineage: Eukaryota; Metazoa; Chordata; Mammalia; Chiroptera; Miniopteridae
Product: olfactory receptor 7D4-like
Biological process (GO): G protein-coupled receptor signaling pathway
Cellular component (GO): membrane
Molecular function (GO): G protein-coupled receptor activity; olfactory receptor activity
Source: RefSeq, a predicted model, not a curated record